AUGAUGGGGGUCCGUCUGUUUAGGCGUUACCAUAGCUCCAUUCUGCAAGGGCAAGUGUCAAGGCUCGCGUCGGGCCCAGUCAGUGCCUCCACCGAACUAUUGGGACGUGCUGGUUGCUGA
Molecule: messenger RNA, 120 nt
Organism: Colletotrichum aenigma
Lineage: Eukaryota; Fungi; Ascomycota; Sordariomycetes; Glomerellales; Glomerellaceae
Exons: 2
Coding region: 1-120 (39 amino acids)
Source: RefSeq, a predicted model, not a curated record